Molecule: messenger RNA, 2506 nt
Organism: Labrus bergylta (ballan wrasse)
Lineage: Eukaryota; Metazoa; Chordata; Actinopteri; Labriformes; Labridae
Product: neuronal acetylcholine receptor subunit alpha-2-like
Biological process (GO): response to nicotine; regulation of membrane potential; monoatomic ion transmembrane transport
Cellular component (GO): postsynaptic membrane; neuron projection; synapse
Molecular function (GO): acetylcholine receptor activity; acetylcholine-gated monoatomic cation-selective channel activity
Source: RefSeq, a predicted model, not a curated record
CGAGCAGUGAACGGAGCCUGUUUCUUUUUUUUUAUUUCUUUUUUUUUUAGCGAUGAACAAACACAAUUUAAAAACUUCUCAGACAAACUAAGCGUCUUUAUGUUUAAAUGGAGCAGAAAAAAUAUUUAUCAUCGCUUUACUGCGUCUGGAUCCUUAUCACCUACGCUCUCUCUGAGGACUGGACUCGUCUCCACACCGAGGAUGAUCUCUUCAGGAGUCUGUUCGGAGGUUACAGCAAGUGGACCCGUCCCGCUCGCAACGUCACCGACGUGGUCAUCGUCAAGUUCGGCCUCUCCAUCGCUCAGCUCAUAGACGUGGAUGAAAAAAAUCAGAUGAUGACGACCAACGUUUGGCUGAAACAGGAGUGGACGGACUACAAGCUGCAGUGGACGCCGUCAGACUUCGAUAACGUGACGUCCAUCAGAGUUCCCUCAGAGCUCAUCUGGGUGCCGGACAUCGUGCUCUACAACAAUGCAGAUGGCGAGUUCGCUGUCACCCACAUGACCAAAGCGCACCUCUUCCACACGGGUCGAGUCCGCUGGGUUCCCCCGGCCAUCUACAAGUCCUCGUGCUCCAUCGACGUCACCUUCUUCCCUUUCGACCAGCAGAGCUGCAAGAUGAAGUUUGGCUCGUGGACGUACGACCGCGCCAAGAUCGACUUGGAGCCCUUCGAGAACACGGUGGACCUGAAGAACUACUGGGAGAGCGGCGAGUGGGCGAUCGUCAACGCCGUAGGCACCUACAACAUCAAGAAAUACGACUGCUGCCGCGAGAUCUACCCCGACAUCACCUACUACUUUGUCAUCCGCCGCCUGCCGCUCUUCUACACCAUCAACCUCAUCAUCCCCUGCCUCCUCAUCUCCUGCCUCACAGUCCUCGUCUUCUACCUGCCGUCCGACUGCGGCGAGAAAAUCACGCUGUGCAUCUCCGUGCUGCUGUCGCUCACCGUCUUCCUGCUCCUCAUCACCGAGAUCAUCCCGUCCACGUCGCUGGUCAUCCCGCUCAUCGGCGAGUAUCUGCUCUUCACCAUGAUCUUCGUCACGCUGUCCAUCGUCAUCACCGUGUUCGUGCUGAACGUGCACCACCGCUCGUCGGCGACUCACAGGAUGCCGCGGUGGGUUCGGAGGUUGUUCCUGACGGCGGUGCCUCGUUGGUUGUGCAUGAAGCGUCCGGUCCACAGGCGGCGUCACCUCGCUGAUAAGCUCCUCCCUCUCCGGACUCCAGGCCACUCCCACUUCACCUCCACGUGGAUCACUCAGGAGUCAGACAUAGAUCUCCAUGGUUACGAGAACGACAACCUUCGCCACAGCAGCCACCGUCUCGACAUCUUGGACACGGGAGGUCAAAUUAAGUACUGCGACCUCCACAGCUAUGAAGACGCAGACCAUGUCGGGGGACUUGGGGUGAAGAUAGAAGGUCGACAGAGGAUUUCCUCCUUCUCGCCUCCUUCUGCUCGCUGUCUGGGUUACACCAUCCUCCCUCAGAGACCCUCCACCUUCAGCUUGGACUGGGACAACCCUCCUGUUGAGCACGGUACGACCCAGAGCACACCGGCCUCCUUUCUGUCUCCUGCUGUGGUAUCGGCCCUCGAGGGGGUGACCUACAUCGCAGAGCAUCUCAGAGCUGAGGAUGCAGACUUCUCAGUAAAAGAGGACUGGAAGUACGUAGCCAUGGUUGUGGACCGGAUCUUCCUCUGGAUGUUCAUCAUCGUGUGUCUGCUCGGGACAUUCGGACUCUUCCUGCCCCCGUGGCUCUCUGGGAUGUUUUAGAAGCAAACCGGAUAUUAAAACAGUGAUUUCAACUAUUUAAUUCAUAUAAAACAGUUUACAGGUUGAGUUGCAUGUUUGUUUUUGCAAAUAAACUGAAACUUUGUGUGGAUUAUCUUUUACUUUAAAAUGUCACAGGUGUAAUUAAAUUUACAGUUUGAAAUGUACUGCAAAAGUGCCGUGAUGUUUUAUCCACUAAAACGUUUGAGUAAAAUGAAUAAUUUUUGACUGUUAAUUAACUUUAUGAAUGAGUCAAAUGAUUAUGGAAUUAUCAAAAUUGUUCUGAUGAUCGUCUAUUAUGAUUGUGUAACUUUUAAAUCUUCCACAUAAAUGUGAAUUCUUUCGUUUUCAGAAAAGUAUCAUUUGAGUAUAAAGUAUAAAGGUUUUACCAAAUUUCAAAGGAAUCCCUCAAAUAUUGGUUGAGAUAGUUCAUUUUAUAAAAACCUGAUAACUCUGUUUAAUAUCUCGCGAGAACAUUACUUAACAGUUCUUGACAUAACUUUGUCGCCUUAGAAAUAUUCAAGAGUCAGAACACGAUGUACAGCAGUCAUUCGGUAAUUAAGUUUGCGUCUUACUUUCCAGGUGGCAACUGGUUUUGAAAAAAAGACUCACUGGUUGUCUGAGCGCAAAUUGUAUGCAUUAGGCUGUGGAAAAAGAAAACAUGCAAGCUUUUUGUAUUUGUUCUGAAAUCAUCCCUUAUCUCAAAAACCGUAGUAUUAAAACUCAAACUGGAACACUUA